This is a messenger RNA of Apis laboriosa (Himalayan honeybee), 3879 nucleotides long. RefSeq names its product structural maintenance of chromosomes protein 1A (gene SMC1). The record is from RefSeq and is a predicted model, not a curated record. Gene Ontology annotation, biological process: sister chromatid cohesion. The transcript has 20 exons. The coding region runs from base 93 to 3785 and encodes 1230 amino acids. Gene Ontology annotation, cellular component: cohesin complex; chromosome; nucleus. Gene Ontology annotation, molecular function: ATP binding; ATP hydrolysis activity; DNA binding. Lineage: Eukaryota; Metazoa; Arthropoda; Insecta; Hymenoptera; Apidae.
UUGAUGUAUAAUGCUUGUUUGUGUUGGAAACUUUAUGGCGCCAAUUAUGCCACUUUGCUGUUAUUUGUGAAUUUUUUUUCAUAUUUUUAAAAAUGCCGGCUUUUUUAAAGCAUAUUGAAGUGGAAAACUUCAAAUCUUAUAAAGGAAAGCUUAUUAUAGGACCUUUAAAAUCAUUUACCGCUGUCGUUGGUCCAAAUGGUUCUGGAAAAUCAAAUUUUAUGGACGCAAUUAGUUUUGUUAUGGGAGAAAAAACAAGUAGUUUACGAGUAAAACGGUUUAGUGAAUUAAUACAUGGAGCUUCAAUAGGGAUGCCAGUUGCUCGAAGUGCAUCUGUAACUGCUGUGUUUGAAUUAGAAGAUGGUACUGAAAAAAGUUUUAUGCGUUCUGUUCAAGGAUCUUCUUCAGAACAUAGAAUAAAUAAUAAUGUUGUUACUAGCCAAGUUUAUCUUAAUGAACUGGAACAACUCGGUAUUAAUGUUAAAGCAAAAAAUUUUCUGGUAUUUCAAGGAGCUGUUGAAUCAAUAGCUAUGAAAAAUCCAAAAGAACGUACUGCACUUUUUGAAGAAAUUAGUAAUUCUGGAGCAUUAAAGGCAGAAUACGAAAGACUAAGAACAGAAAUGUUAAAAGCAGAAGAAGAAACUCAAUUUUCAUAUCAAAAAAAGAAAGGUAUUGCUGCAGAACGGAAAGAAGCAAAACUUGAAAAAGAAGAAGCUGAAAAGUAUCAACGUUUAAAAGAAGAAUAUAUAGAGAAACAAGUAGAACUUCAACUAUUUCGUUCAUUUCAUAAUGAAAAAAGUACAGAGAACUUAGAAGUUUUACAAAAGAAAAAACAACAUGAAAUAGAAAAAAUUGAAAAGAAAAAAGAAAAAGCAGAGGAAUUAUUAAAAGAAAAAAAGAAAGAAGCUGGAAAAUUGGGAAGAGAUCUUGCUAAAAUAGAGCAGGAUAUUAGAGAAGUAGAAGUUGAAAUAACAAAAAAAAGACCCACAUUUAUUAAAGCAAAAGAACGUGUUGCACAUAUGCAGAAAAAAGUAGAAUCAGCUAGAAAAUCAUUAGCUCAAGCACGUAUUGCAGAUGAAGCUCAUAAGAAAGACAUACAUGAACUUCAAGAAGAAUUACGACAAGUUGAAGAAGCUAAAGCAGCUUAUGAAGCAAGUAUUGCUGGUCAAUCACAAUUACAAGGAAGAGAUGUGCAACUUGAAGAUGAACAGGUUAGAGAAUAUAAUCGCUUGAAGGAAGAAGCAGGUAAACAAUCAGCAAGAUAUUUACAACUUCUUGAUUCUAUUAAUCGAGAACAAAAAUCAGAUCAAGAUAGACUUGAUAAUGAAGGAAGAAAGAAGACAGAAAUAGAAAAUAAACAUAAACAAAAAGGUCAUAUGCGAGAUGAAGCUCUUAAAAGAGUGGAAAAAUUAGAAGAGCAUAUAAGAACAUCAGAAGCUGCCUUAGAAGAUCAGAAAAAGUUACGAGCCGAUUUACAAUCUGAUGUUGGUACAUCAAAAGAUAAAAUACAAAAUUUACAGCGAGAAUUAGAAAGUAUUUCUGAACAACUAGGUGAUGCAAAAGUUGACAAACAUGAAGUAUCAAGAACUAAAAAAAAAACCGAGAUUGUGGAAAAUUUUAAACGCCUUUUUCCUGGAGUGUAUGAUCGUAUGUACAAUAUGUGUGAACCUAUUCACAAAAGAUAUAAUGUUGCAAUUACAAAAGUUCUUGGAAAAUAUAUGGAAGCUAUUGUUGUUGAUACUGAAAAAACAGCUAGACAAUGUAUUCAAUAUCUUAAAGAGCAAUAUCUUGAACCAGAAACAUUUCUCCCUCUUGAUUACAUUCAAGCAAAACCAUUAAAAGAAAGACUUAGAAAUAUUCAAGAACCUAAAAAUGUAAAAUUAUUAUAUGAUGUAUUACAUUUUUCACCCAAAGAUAUUGAUAGAGCUGUAUUAUUUGCUACAAACAAUGCACUUGUAUGUGAAACACCUGAAGAUGCAAAUAAAGUAGCUUAUGAAAUGGAUAAAAAAGCAAGAUAUGAUUGUGUUGCAUUAGAUGGAACAUUUUAUCAAAAAGCCGGAAUAAUAUCUGGUGGUAGUUUAGAUCUUGCAAAAAAAGCAAAAAGAUGGGAUGAAAAACAAAUGUCUCAAUUAAAAGCACAGAAAGAAAAAUUAACAGAAGAAUUGCGUGAAUCAUUGAAAAAAUCACGAAAAGAAUCAGAAUUAAAUACAGUUGAAUCUCAAAUACGAGGAUUGGAAACACGUUUAAAAUAUAAUAAAAGCGAUUUGGCUGCUACGCAAAAACAAAUUGCAGAAUUAGAAACAGAAUUAGAUGCUCUUCAGAAUGAAUUAAAUAUGUUUGGUCCAGCAAUAGCUGCAAUUGAAAAAACUAUGGCUGAAAGAGAUCAAGAAAUACAAAACAUCAAAGAAAAAAUGAAUAAUGUUGAAGAUGAUGUAUUUGCUAGCUUCUGUGAACAAAUAGGUGUAUCCAACAUUCGACAAUAUGAGGAAAGAGAAUUACGUUCACAACAAGAAAGAGCAAAAAAGAGAAUGGAAUUUGAAAAUCAAUGUAAUCGUAUUUAUAAUCAAUUAGAUUUUGAGAAACAACGUGAUACGGAAAGUAAUGUUUUACGAUGGGAACGUGCCGUACAAGAUGCUGAAGAUAAACUUGAGUCUGCCCGACAAACUGAAUCUAAUCAAAAAGCAGAAAUAGAUCAUGAUGAAACUCAGAUGGAACAAUUGAAAUCGGCACGAAAUGCAAAAAAAAUGGAAGUUGAUCAAAAAGAAGAUGAAAUAGGCAAAGCUAGACGUGAAGUUGGAGCAAUAGCAAAAGAUAUACAAGCUGCUCAAAAACAAUUGAAUGCUAUUGAAACUAAAAUUGAACAAAAGAAAGCUGAACGUCAUGCUAUUUUAAUGCAAUGCAAGAUGGAAGACAUUGCAAUACCAAUGCUUCAUGGAAAUAUGGAAGAUAUUGCUAGUGAAACUAGUACAACUAAUACUUCAGACACUAACAAUGAUUCAUCUUUAAAUACUCAACAACAAUAUGAACGUGAAAAACGAAUAACUAUAGAUUAUGCUCUUCUUCCUGAAAAUUUGAAGGAUAUAGAAGAAGAAGAUAUUAAAAAAACUACUGACAAAUUGACAAAAAUAAUUAAUGAUUUACAAAGUACUAUUCAACGUAUUCAAGCUCCCAAUAUGAAGGCAAUUCAAAAAUUAUAUCUUGCUAAAGAGAAAUUACAAGAAACUAAUGAAGAAUUUGAACAAUCUCGUAAAAAAGCAAAAAAGGCAAAAACACAAUUUGAAAAAAUAAAAAAAGAAAGACACGAUAGAUUUAUGGCUUGUUUUGAACAUGUAGCUAAUGAAAUUGAUCCAAUUUAUAAGAGUUUAGCAAAGAAUCAAUCUGCUCAAGCAUUUCUUGGACCAGAAAAUCCAGAAGAACCUUAUUUAGAUGGUAUUAAUUAUAAUUGUGUAGCACCUGGAAAACGAUUUCAACCAAUGUCUAAUUUAUCUGGUGGGGAGAAAACUGUUGCAGCAUUAGCACUAUUAUUUGCAAUUCAUAGUUUUCAACCUGCACCAUUUUUUGUUUUGGAUGAAAUUGAUGCUGCAUUGGAUAAUACUAAUAUAGGAAAAGUAGCUAGUUACAUACGUGAUAAAACAAGUUCUUUACAAACGAUUGUCAUAUCUUUAAAAGAAGAAUUUUAUUCUCAUGCUGAUGCAUUAAUUGGUAUCUGCCCAGAUGUUGGUGAAUGUCUGGAAAGUAAAGUAUUAACUCUUGAUUUAACUACAUAUCCCACGCACAUUAAUGCAUAGGAUAUAUUUAUUACAAUUAUGUAUUACAAUUAUAUUUUUUAUUUUAUGAUUUUAUUUUACAUUUAAUAAUUUUAUGUUUAAUAUUUAAAUUUCU